AUGCAGGUUUCAAAAUUAGUUCGAAAUUAACAACAGCCGUCCCGCAGCCCAUCCUCAUUCCUCCCUAUACUGUUAAACCUCCUUAAACCCCUCUUCUUCUUCUUCUUCUUCUUCUUCUUCUCUCUCCUCUGUGUAGCUGCCCUCGCAAAACCCAGGUAAAAAUGGGAAUUUUUGAGCCCUUCAGAGCUAUAGGUUACAUCACAAGCUCAGUACCUUUCUCUGUUCAAAAGUUGGGUACUGAAACUUUCGUCACUGUUAGCGUCGGAAAAGCUUGGCAAAUCUACAACUGUGCUAAACUUAAUUUGGUCCUCGUUGGUCCUCAACUUCCCAAGAAAAUUCGGGCUCUUGCUUCCUAUCGUGAUUAUACUUUUGCAGCAUAUGGGAAUAAAAUUGCUGUGUUCAAGCGUGCUCAUCAGGUUGCAACUUGGAGCUCUCACAGUGCAAAGGUCAAUUUAUUGUAUCUAUUUGGCGAUCACAUCUUGAGUGUUGACGCUGAUCAUCAUAUGUUUAUAUGGGCAUUUAAAGGAAUUCAACAAAAUUUAGAGCCACUUAGUCAUAUCUUUCUGGAAGGCAAAUUUUCCCCGACUUGUAUUGUGCAUCCAGAUACUUACUUGAACAAGGUUAUUUUUGGGAGCCAGGAAGGCAAUUUGCAGCUUUGGAAUGUUAACACAAAGAAAAAUCUGUAUGAUUUUAAGGGAUGGAAUUCACCCAUUUCUUGCUGUGUCUCGUCUCCAGCACUAGAUGUUGUUGCUGUGGGUUGCGCUGAUGGGAAGAUCCACAUCCAUAAUAUUCGUUAUGAUGAAGAGCUAGUCACAUUUGAGCACUCUAUGCGAGGUGCUGUGACUGCUCUAUCGUUUAGCACAGAUGGACAACCUCUUUUGGCAUCUGGUGGUACAUCGGGUGUCAUUAGUGUGUGGAAUCUUGAGAAGAGAAGGCUCCAGUCCGUCAUAAGAGAGGCUCAUGAUGGUGCAAUUAUUUCACUCCACUUCUUUGCCAAUGAGCCUGUACUGAUGAGUUCAUCAGCAGACAACUCUAUAAAAAUGUGGAUAUUCGACACCACUGAUGGGGAUCCUCGUCUUUUGCGAUUCCGGAAUGGUCAUAGUGCACCUCCACUUUGUAUAAGGUUUUAUGCGAAUGGGCGGCACAUUUUAUCUGCUGGCCAGGACCGAGCUUUUAGGCUUUUUUCUGUAGUCCAGGAUCAACAAAGUAGGGAGCUUUCACAGCGUCAUGUGACUAAAAGAGCCAAGAAACUGAGGGUGAAGGCGGAAGAAAUAAAACUGAAGCCUGUUGUUGCAUUUGAUUGUGCUGAAAUCAGGGAGCGUGAUUGGUGCAAUGUGGUUACUUGUCACAUGGACACUACUAAGGCAUAUGUGUGGAGACUCCAGAAUUUUGUGCUAGGAGAACACAUACUGAAUCCUUCAGAUGAAAAUCAGACUCCGAUAAAGGCUUGCACUAUCAGUGCAUGUGGGAAUUUUGCUGUUCUUGGGACAGCAGGUGGUUGGAUUGAGCGGUUUAACCUCCAAUCUGGGCUUAGCCGUGGCAGUUACUUGGAUAAGUCCGAAAGGAGGAGUUGUGGCCAUGAUGGAGAAGUGGUUGGAGUGGCUUGUGAUUCAACAAAUACCCUGAUGAUAAGCGCAGGAUAUCAUGGUGAUAUAAAGGUAUGGAAUUUCAGGGGACGUGAGCUGAAAUCCAGAUGGGAAGUAGGCUAUCCUGUGGUUAAGAUAGUGUACCAUAGACCCAAUGGAUUGCUGGCUACUGUUGCUGAUGAUUUGGUCAUCCGUAUAUAUGAUGUUGUAGCACUUAGGAUGGUUCGGAAAUUUGAAGGCCAUAAAGACCGUGUUACUGAUAUGUGUUUUAGUGAGGAUGGAAAAUGGCUUCUGUCGUCCAGCAUGGAUGGUACCCUUAGAAUAUGGGAUGUUAUUUUAGCUAGACAAAUAGAUGCCAUCCAGGUUGAUGUGGCUAUCACAGCACUGUCUUUGUCACCCAAUAUGGACGUUCUAGCAACUACUCAUGUCGAUCAAAAUGGAGUCUACCUAUGGGUUAAUCAAGCAAUGUUCACAGGUUCAUCUAGUAUUGAUUCUUAUGCUAGUGGGAAGGACAUUCUGCAUGUCAAAUUGCCAUCCAUUAGUGCAGCUGAGGGCAAUAAAGGGACUGAUGUCGAGGAAGGUGAUACCAAGAAUUCACUUGUGCAAGAGUCUUCCACAGUUCCCAAAUUUGACCAAACAAUGCCUGAUUUAAUAACACUUUCGCUCUUGCCCAAGACCCAGUGGCAAAGCUUGAUCAAUCUGGACGUUAUUAAGGUUCGAAAUAAACCCAUUGAGCCUCCUAAGAAGCCUGAAAACGCACCCUUCUUUUUACCUUCCAUUCCAUCUCUUUCAGGAGACAUAAUGUUUAAAGCAAGUGAGGUAGCCAAUGAAGAGUUGAAGGAUGGAGAUACUGAACACAAUCUGGAUUAUACAACUGGUUUGCCUCCAUCACCAUUUGUGCAAGUGCUCCAGUCUGCAGUAGAAUCUAAGAAUUUUUCAGCAUUCACCCACUAUAUUAAAGGUUUAUCUCCGUCAUCUUUGGAUAUGGAGCUUCGGAUGCUUCAAAUUAUAGAUGAUGACGAGUCACUAGAACCUAGUAAAAGACCGGAGAUGCUUUCACUUGACAUGCUUCUGGAUUACUUCAUUCAUGAAAUCUCUUGCAGACACAAUUUUGAGUUCAUGCAGGCUGUUGUAAGACUCUUUCUAAAGAUUCAUGGAGAAACAGUGAGGUGUCAAUUAGAACUCCAAGAGAAGGCACAGAAGCUGUUAGAAACUCAGUGUGCUGUGUGGCAGCAAGUGGAUAAAUUGUUUCAGAAUGCUCGAUGCAUGGUUGCUUUCCUCAGCAAUUCACAAUUUUGAAGGUACUAGAAUCUGACAUCCAUAGCUUGUGCUUUUUCUCGGGAAAGAAAAGGAAUCGCAGCCAUAUUAUGCCAUAGAAGAAUGGCAAUUCCACAUCCAUGGCGUUGUGACAAAAGUUGACGUUACUGUCAAAAAAGAAGAUAUACAAAAGCUGACGUGUGUAUCAUUUGAGAUCUUACUGGAGGAAAACUGCUAUAAUGAGGCAACAAAAAUUGUAUGAAUAGCUUCUUAGCUAAGAAUUUUGAAAAAUAAUAUAAUUGUGUUUUGUAGUAUCUAUUUUAUUUUCAAA
Molecule: messenger RNA, 3174 nt
Organism: Beta vulgaris subsp. vulgaris (sugar beet)
Lineage: Eukaryota; Viridiplantae; Streptophyta; Magnoliopsida; Caryophyllales; Amaranthaceae
Product: U3 small nucleolar RNA-associated protein 21 homolog
Exons: 18
Coding region: 162-2885 (907 amino acids)
Biological process (GO): rRNA processing
Cellular component (GO): small-subunit processome; Pwp2p-containing subcomplex of 90S preribosome
Molecular function (GO): protein binding
Source: RefSeq, a predicted model, not a curated record